Messenger RNA from Bactrocera tryoni, 1116 nucleotides. RefSeq lists its product as uncharacterized. The record is from RefSeq and is a predicted model, not a curated record. NCBI's taxonomy places the organism in Eukaryota, Metazoa, Arthropoda, Insecta, Diptera, Tephritidae. The coding region runs from base 1 to 1116 and encodes 371 amino acids. The transcript has 4 exons. Gene Ontology annotation, biological process: embryonic development via the syncytial blastoderm; cell surface receptor signaling pathway via JAK-STAT.
AUGGAGAAUAAAACAGUUACUGCUUUCAGCCACCAGGUGAAAGAUGUUUGCGUCACAGCUGAGGCACACCCACAACGUCGCCUCACUACCUCAACAAAACCCAGCACUUAUGGCUGUGCACUCUUCGUCGUCGUCGUGUUGACGAUUUUGGCGCAAUUUCCACAGCACACCUCUGCCGCCGCUUUGCGGCAGCAAGUGCGCGCUGUUUCGGAGUCGUUCGAAUCCGCGGAGGAUACUUGGGAACUGUUGCACCAACUCGCACGUUUCAUACAUCGCGAGCAUAAAACAGACGAUAUUGGCGACGAACAUGUAGAACGACGUGUCUAUAAGCGGCACAAUACCGACAGCUCUUUGGAUAAGCAUAAUGACGAGCCUGCGUGGCACAAUGUUUGCGGACGUGAUAACGGCUGGAGUGGUGAUGAGCUGGCUGAGAAUUUGAGUCAGGAUUAUAUUAAAUUGUACAUGAAAAAUCUACGCGAAACCGUACGUCUGGAAUACAAAAGCCUUAGAAACAGCGCUUUACAUGGCAUCGAUAUUGACGACAUGCGCGCCUGGCGCCGACACGAAAGGAAAUAUAAAUUCUUACCAACAUUGGAGCGUAAUGCAACGAUUGCUCCCGUUUGCUGGCAUCGCAGCCUACAAAUAUUCAUCGCUUCCUUUGACUAUCUACAUGAAAUACAACAAAAAUGGGACCAACAAUACCUACGUACGCAAGGUGUCAUCACACGCGAGCUGCAGGAAUUGUUGCAGAGCGCUAAGCGUAUACUUUGCGAAAUCGAGACCGACAUAAAUGGCUGCUUUCCACGCCGUGAACGACAUGUGGUCAGCAUUCCACGCGCCGAAAUGUUUGCACAAAUCAAUUUCUACACAAAGACAAAUGUUGCCGAGCAACAUGGUGUCCAUCAUACAGAUUUGCGGUUUGUUAAAUUUUUCUAUCAAAAUUAUUUGCUACGAAUUUGGAAAACGCUACCGCGCCACCCUCGGCACAUUGAAAUGUCAUAUACAUGCAAGACCAACACUCACCCGACCAUACUCGAUAAAAGUUUGGAAAAGGACGCGUCCAUUUUGAAUGCUGAUGAUGGCGAUGACUCUGCGGAAGAAGAGAGCGAAAUUUAA